Molecule: messenger RNA, 1471 nt
Organism: Cajanus cajan (pigeon pea)
Lineage: Eukaryota; Viridiplantae; Streptophyta; Magnoliopsida; Fabales; Fabaceae
Source: RefSeq, a predicted model, not a curated record
GUCUCUGUCUCUUAACAUUCAGAACAACCCACCAAUGAACCCCUUCACAGAAGCAGACAACGCCACUAUCAUCAACAUUGAUUCCUCCGAUAGAAAUCCAUCAUUUAUCGAAAACCACGCAAACGACGAAAAACACCAACUCAAUCUUCCCUUGCUCCUCCAACAAUCUUAUGCAACAUACCAACUCCGAAAACUUAGCAUAACUCUUAAAUGGUGUGCACUCGACCACUCUUCCAACGUUCGAAAACUCAUUUCCUACGUUGUCUUCACAUUCCUCACCAUUGUUGUCCCUCUCUUCACCUCCCUCUUCCUUCAUGUCCCUGCCUCUGCUUCCCAACUUGACCCCUUCAACUUCAACAAGCUCCUCCAAAUACCCGAAUCAUCCCUCGCCAUCAUCGCCUUCUUCACCCUCUCCCGUUUCUUCCCAAGCAGGUAUGGACUUCGGCAGCUUCUGUUCCUUGAUGCGUUGCAAGAUGACUCGAUGUAUGUUCGACGAGGAUACACGCGCGAGCUUCAGAAGGCGUUUAGAUACUUAGCGUGCAUGAUGUUACCUUCCUUUUGCGUGGAACUUGUUCACAAAAUUAUCUUUUUUUUGAAUGUGGAAAUUUCAGUGCCAUCAUGUGGGACCCCCCUGAAAUGGUUUGUGUUUGUCUCAGUGUUGGUUUCGUGGGUUUACAGAACGGGGUUGUUCUUGUUAGCGUGUGUGCUUUUUAGGUUGACAUGCGAGCUUCAGAUACUGAGGUUUGAAGGGCUUCACAAACUUUUCGAAGGGUGUGAGUCUGAUGCAAGCAUUAUAUUCGGCGAGCACGUGAGGAUUAGAAGGCAAUUGUGGAUCACAAGCCAUAGGUAUAGGUUCUUUAUAAUUAGUUGCUUGCUGACUAUCACUGUUAGUCAAUUGGGUUCUCUCUUGCUGGUUUUGGAAGCCAAAUCUGACACCACCUUCUUCAAUUCUGCUGAUCUCGUGAUUUGUUCUGCUGUGCAGUUAUGUGGAUUCUUCUUGUGUCUUAUGGGGGCGGCGAGAAUCACACACAGGGCUCAAGGGAUAGUGUCAAUCGGCACAAAGUGGCACAUGGUGGUGACCAAUGCUUCUGCUGAAUCAGAGCAGUGGAAAGCCCAAAUGCCAGAGGGGCCACCCAGUCCUACUGCCAUUGAUUCUGAUUCAUCAGACAUAAACGUAGCAGUAACUCCCCAACGACCUUCUUCUUUUCAAACAAGGCAUGCUUUAGUGACAUAUUUGCAGCACAACUAUGGAGGGAUAACACUAUUUGGAUUUGUGCUUGAUCGAGGGUUGCUCCAUACCCUCUUUGCCUUUGAGUUCUCUAUGGUGCUUUGGAUUCUGAGUAUGGUGGCUGUCUAGUCUAAACCAAGUAAGUGCAGAAAAUGCCUUGCGUGACCAGAAUCAUAGCUUGUGUUGUUCUUUUAAUUAUUAUAUUAACUUUUGUGUAUGUAGAAUUAGAGUUCACUAUUUUGA